AUGGAAGAACUGUAGCUGAAGGAGAGAGACAACACACUCUUUCAGCAUGGAGACUGUUCUGGCUGAUGGGGAGCUUGACAAAACUUCAGCCUUCACAAAAGCAUGUUUUUUUUAAAAAGGUGUCCUGAAGCGAGGCUGUGUACGUUUUACUACAUAGAAAUCUGAAGUUGGGCAGAUCCAGCACAAACUAGGAUAAAAGUGAUCAUCUUAUAUCGCACUUUCCAUUAAGCAUUAAGCCUGAGUUCAAUCACAUCAUGGUGAUAACAGAGACUCUCAUGGACCAUCAACAGUGGUAACAAACAGCGAUGAAUCGCAGCUUUUAACUCCAGGAAAAAUGAGCCAGCGCCAGGGGAAAGAAGCUUUUUUUACUCCAACCAAAGAGUUACUCCAGCCAUCUCUCAGCCCAGCAACUGCUCACAGCCAUGGUUUUGACAAAGGGAAGGAUGAUGCCUCACAAAGCAAAGAGGAUACAGCACAUUCUAUGUCCAAAAGCAAGUCUGAAUCCAAGCUUUUCAAUGGCUCUGAGAAAGACAUCUCUUUAUCUUCAAGCAAACUUACCAAAAAGGAAUCUCUCAAGGUUCAAAAGAAAAAUUACAGAGAGGAAAAGAAGAGAGCUACGAAAGAAUUGCUCAGCACAAUCACAGACCCAUCAGUUAUUGUUAUGGCUGAUUGGCUGAAGAUUCGGGGUACCUUGAAAAGCUGGACCAAACUGUGGUGUGUACUGAAACCAGGAGUGUUGCUUGUUUACAAAACACCCAAGAAUGGCCAGUGGGUGGGAACAGUGCUCCUGAAUGCUUGUGAACUCAUUGAGAGACCUUCUAAAAAAGAUGGCUUUUGUUUCAAACUUUUUCAUCCUUUGGAGCAGUCCAUAUGGGCUAUAAAGGGUCCAAAAGGUGAAGCAGUUGGUUCUAUAACUCAGCCACUACCCAGCAGUUACUUGAUCAUCCGAGCCGCUUCAGAAUCAGAUGGCAGGUGUUGGAUGGAUGCUUUGGAGCUGGCUUUGAAAUGUUCAAGUCUACUUAAACGUACAAUGAUUAGAGAAGGUAAAGAACAUGACUUGAAUUCUUCAAGUGACAGUGCUCAUGUCUCUCUCUAUGGCCUGCUUCGUGCUAACAACUUAAACAGUGGAGAGAACUUACCAUUAAAUGACAGUGAAAUCGAAAGGCAUCACUUUAAAGACCAAGAUAUGUAUUCUGAUAAAUCUGAUAAGGAAAAUGAUCAUGAACAUGAUGAGUCUGAUAACGAUGGAUUGGGGAAAAGUGAAGAAAGUGAUAGCGACACAUCAGAGCGACAGGAUGACUCUUAUGUUGAUCCAGAGCCAAUUGAUAUCAAAGAAACAACUUACUUAGAACAAAGUCAUGAAGAACUUGGAGAGGCAGGGGAGGCUGCUCAGACAGAAGUAGUGUCUGAAGAAAACAAAAGUUUGAUCUGGACACUUCUGAAGCAAGUCCGUCCAGGAAUGGACUUAUCCAAGGUUGUACUGCCUACGUUUAUCUUGGAACCUCGUUCUUUCCUUGACAAGCUAUCUGAUUACUACUACCAUGCAGACUUCCUAUCCGAAGCUGCUCUUGAAGAGAAUGCUUACAAUCGCAUGAAAAAAGUAGUAAAGUGGUAUUUGUCUGGAUUCUACAAAAAGCCAAAGGGACUAAAAAAGCCGUACAAUCCUAUACUUGGUGAGACUUUCCGCUGCAUGUGGAUCCAUCCAAGGACGAACAGCAAGACUUUUUACAUUGCAGAACAGGUAUCCCAUCAUCCCCCAAUAUCUGCCUUCUAUGUUAGCAACCGCAAGGACGGUUUUUGCCUUAGUGGUAGCAUUCUGGCCAAAUCAAAAUUCUAUGGGAAUUCAUUAUCUGCCAUACUAGAUGGAGAAGGACGGCUAACAUUCCUAAAUAGAGGAGAAGAUUAUGUAAUGACUAUGCCAUAUGCUCACUGUAAAGGAAUUCUUUAUGGCACAAUGACCUUAGAGCUUGGGGGAACGGUCAACAUUACCUGUGAAAAAACUGGCUACAGUGCAACCAUUGAAUUUAAACUAAAGCCAUUUUUAGGUAACAAUGACAGUGUUAAUCAAAUAUCAGGGAAAAUUAAGCUUGGCAAAGAAGUUCUGGCUAUUUUGGAGGGCCACUGGGACAGUGAAGUUACUAUUAGGGACAAGAAGACCGAUGUUUCGGAGACGUUCUGGAACCCAACUUCUGAUAUCAAGCAGCGUAGAUUACCUAGAUACACUGUGAAGUUUGAAGAGCAAGAUGACUUUGAGUCAGAGAAGCUUUGGCAACAAGUGACUAAAGCAAUAAAUAAUAAAGACCAAACAGAAGCUACUCAAGAGAAGUAUGUUCUGGAGGAAGCUCAGAGAAAGAGUGCCAAAGAGAGGAAACUUAAGGGUGAAGAGUGGACGUGCAAGCUGUUCGAUCAGGAUUCAGUCACAGGAGAAUGGCACUACAGAUACGCCGAUACCAGGCCAUGGGACCCUUUGAAUGAUAUGAUUCAGUUUGAAAAAGAUGGCACAAUCCAAACAAAAGUUCGGCAUCGGACACCAAUGGUUAGCGUUCCAAAAAUCAAGCGAAAAACAACCAGCCAGAAAAAAGGGGAGUGUGGUUUCUCAUCCCCUGAGCCUGAUAAUCAGGAUUCCUCUGGAAGUGAAGCGCAACUUAUGAAGCAUAAUACAAGAAUAAGGAAAAAGGGGGCAGACCUUGGUGAACUGCAGAGUGCCAUUGAAUCUAUAAAGGAAACACAAGAAGACAUUAAGAGGGACAUAAUGGCUCUACGAAAUCGAGUCACUUCUAAUUCCCCACCUGUGGACAACCAGUUUUUGCAGCUGAAGCACUAUAUCUUCAUUUUACUCUUGGUUCUGCUACAGCUUAUUAUCAAUUUCUUGUUCAAAUAGGAAGUGUGAACAAGAGCCUUUCUGAACUGGAAUGAUCAAACUCUUACCGGGGACCAUAUUUUAAGUUGGACUUUAAAUGAUGCAAUAUUAUCUAAAAGAGCCUUGUAGCAACAACUUGCAGAAUUUUUUGCCUCAGAGUCCGUGGUUCAGAAUCAUCCUCCCGUCUACCCAGUUGAAGUAAGAAUCGUGUAAGUGCCAGUACACUCUUGCUCCUGGUGUGUGCCUCUGUCUCAGACAUACAGCAUCAGCCUUGUGUUUUAUAUUACGUCACACGCUGUACUGAUGAAUCUUCACCACAGAAUAGAUAAAUUCGAAAUUCAGAGGUCAGGCACUGUAGGUUGAACCUGAUUCCUGUUUUGGUAGUGUAAUAAACAAGCAGACUUUGUUACAUUUAAACUUACAAUUUUUGUAACAAAGUAACUUUUAAAGCAACCAGGCUUACCAAUUUUUUUUUUGUUUUUGUUUUUGUUUAUUUUUGUUUUUUGUUUUUUGUUUUUUUUUAAAUGGUGUUGGGUGUUUGGAUGUGAACUUUUAUUUAAGGUCAAAUUAAUACAUUAUUAUACAAAGGUCAUGACUGUUAGGAACUGGCAAGUACAAAGCUGAAGUCUCUGGGAAUUCUGCAAUUUAUGUCCCUGAUUUGUUUUGGAGGUGUGACAGUUUUUGUCCUGAAUUACUGCAGUGGCUUAUAAGCCAAUCUUUUUUUUAAAAAAAAAUUAUUUUAUAGUUUUAAAACUUGAGGUUUUUCACAAAAACAUUCCUGCAUCUACUGUACAGAGCACGUUUUUAAUAGCGCAGCACCUGGAAAAGUACUGUGUUUGUACACUCACACUCAUGAACUGCAAAUGCUGAGGUUUUAGGGUUUGUUUUUUAAGUCUUGAUAAAUCUGAAAGUCCUGAAUUUAUAUUGGAGUAUGACUGCGUCUCAGUAAGAAGGCAGACUACCGAUGCCAGGACUCUUUCUUAUUUCAGAAACAAAAUGUGAAGAUGAAAAAGUUACACUUAGUAUAUAGCAUGAGUUGAGCUUUCCAAAGGAGAAACUGUGUGGAACAUAAUUUGGCCAGUCAGCAGAUCAUCUGCAAAUGAGAAUGUGUGUUUACAAGGGAAAUGGCUUCAAAAAUGGUGGGAUGGCUAUCAAAACAAAAAUAAGAACAAACGAUAGUGAAAUGCUGUUUGUUACAUUCAUGGUGUAUAUAUACUACCUAACUGAAUAUUCAGUGCACCUAUUCAUUAUCUGCAGCCAUACCAAUUUAUGUGAACUUUAAAUUUCAAGUUAAAACCAGGUUUGUAGCAUUUUGUUGGAAGAACAGCAUGCAUGUACAGAACAUACAGAAUUUCAGCUGAAAAAGUGGUACCAAUGUUUAUCUGGUGAAUUCCUUCUGGCAAUCAAGCCUUUCCAUGUACAUGUAUCAAGUCAAAAAGUAGCCGUAGUGUUGUAAAGCUACUUUCAGCAACCCAGAUAAGACAGCAGGAAGACGGGAGACACAAAGUAUAGCCAAGUUUGUUUUCAGUGGGUCCUCUCAGAAAUCAAAUGGAAAGUUUAGAGCUGCCAUGGCCUUGGGCAGCCUCAAUAACUCUUCAAGUGAUCUCACAUUUUGUUCUGCAUCAGUCUUGUUCAGCAUUUGGUGAAAAUUCUAUUUACUUAGUCAAGUUCAUUUGUUCCCAUGGCUGACAUCUUCACAGCACUUCACUUUCUAUUUCAUCUUACCCCUUCUUUGGAUCUCAGCUGUGUGAAAGUUCAUUGCUUAAGCAGUCACUUCAGCUUAUUUCUUACAGCUUUGUACUAGCAUAGCUUGUUCUGGAAUCAGUUUUUGGAAUGUGGACUCUAUUUGUCUACAACUGAUGAGGUGGAAUUUGAGAAUAUAGGAAGUUCCUUACCGUUAGGUUUUGCGUCCCUAAGUUAAGUCUGUAACAGAAACUGAAGUUGUUUGCCAUAUAUAAAAUGACUUAAAAAAAGCAGAAUACUAUAGUAUUAAUUUAAUCUACUCGGCAUGGAAUUGGGCCAUUUGUUACAGUGCUCAAAUGUCAAAGCUUCAUCUGUCAUAACGAUCCAUUACAGGUUCCUAUGCAUACUCCAUGUGUGGGAGUAAUAUAAAAGGAAGUGAGUGAGGUAAAAAUAAAAUCAGAAUUUGAGCAAUAACUUUAAUCCCCUAAAAUAGCUCUGCUAAAUUUGUGGUGCUGAAAACUCUUGACUGACAGUUACAAGCUUUUUAUCUGCCUUGUAAAUGGAAAUGUCCUUCUGCUCUUUUAUUUUGAUUUUAAUCCUUCUAUUUAAGAUCAGUCACUAACACAGACUGGAUGUAUUUUUACAUUCACUGUUCAUGGAUUUGACCCAGCUAUCUGGCUGGCAGCACAGUGUCGGACAACAUCAGACUAAACAAAUGUUCCAUAUCUGAAAUUCAGGUUCAGCUCAAGGCAAGUCAGAGUUGAACGGAGUGAGCCAAAAUGCCUAUGCUUAUGUUUCUUUUCAACUUAUUUUUAGAGGUUACUUCUGUUGUAAAAGUGGUCUUAGUCGUGGUCCAGGAAAGUAAAGGAUAUGUGAUGAAACUUUUAAAAAGUAAAACUGCAGAUUCUGCUUGAUAGAACGACUGGAUUUCUUAAAUUUCUAGAAAGUACAUCAGAGUCCAGCAUUUUGCUGGAUGAUGUUCCCCAGUGUGAACAGGACGGCAUCGUUUCCUGCCUGAUGCUUGCAGUACAGCUGCCCAGGGCCUGGUGUGUGAGGGCUUUUCUGUGGCACAUCACAAUUGUCUGCUUACCCAUGACGUGUGGCUGAUCUUGAAUAUGAAGUAUGUAAUGCUGAGCUCUGUGUGAGUUACGGAACGGGCUGUACAGCUUGCAGAUGUGUGAGAGCUGCAGCUUCCCAGUUUUUAUGAUUAAACAGCACUUCUUUGUUUUCACAUUUGUUUUAAAGAUCUCGAGGGGGUGGUUGUUUUUUCUUGUACAGGAAAUACCGUCAGAAAUUGUUGCCACGUGGUUUUAUUGUUUUGUUUUCAAAUGCACUCUAAGCCUUUAAUUUGCCAUUAGGUACAGAUUGCCUAGCUAGGUGCCCGUGACCUAGGUUAAAAGAGCAAAUGUGAGAUGUCACAGGGCACUGUUUCAGCAGCAGAUGUCGUGCAUUUCACAGGUGGAUGUCUUUUAAAGACAAGGCAUUGCUUGCUGAGGGCAAAGCCUGCUUUCCCCCCCAGUUUAACCUUGUCAAGAAAUUGUCUUAUAGGUCUUCCUUCCAAAUGGUGUUUUCUCUUUCUUUCCUCUUUGUUUGCCACCCUCCUGUGCCUUUGGGAUUUCCUUUAUUUUUUAUGGGUUUUUUAAUUAUUUUUUUUUUUUUUGCCAGACUGGUGUUUAUGGAGCAGACUCUGGUUCGAUGUGUAGUGUGUUUUCUUAAGAGGCUGUUACUUCACCGCUGUAUAUGUAAAUAACGGAUAACAGGGGUUCUUCUGUACAUCUGUAAGUUUUAUUGGUUUUUAAGGGUACCCUCCAGUCGCUGAAAACUGAGCGGAUGGAAGCUUUGUAAACAGUGCCUUCCCGAGGGGUUUCUUGCUGUUCCCAGACACGGUUCGUCAAGUUUGUGCCAUAUGUAACACCCGCCCUUUCCUGAAGGCUUGCGUGUUUGAAACUAGCUCCCCUGCUGCGUCCGACCCUCCGGUUACAAAUAAAAAACGGAAAAUA
Messenger RNA from Phasianus colchicus (ring-necked pheasant), 6543 nucleotides. It is a transcript of the gene OSBPL8, whose product is annotated as oxysterol binding protein like 8. Gene Ontology annotation, cellular component: membrane; cytosol; cortical endoplasmic reticulum. Gene Ontology annotation, molecular function: cholesterol binding. NCBI's taxonomy places the organism in Eukaryota, Metazoa, Chordata, Aves, Galliformes, Phasianidae. The record is from RefSeq and is a predicted model, not a curated record.